Molecule: messenger RNA, 5140 nt
Organism: Contarinia nasturtii (swede midge)
Lineage: Eukaryota; Metazoa; Arthropoda; Insecta; Diptera; Cecidomyiidae
Gene: RecQ4
Product: ATP-dependent DNA helicase Q4
Exons: 12
Coding region: 113-4918 (1601 amino acids)
Biological process (GO): double-strand break repair via homologous recombination
Cellular component (GO): chromosome; nucleus; cytoplasm
Molecular function (GO): 3'-5' DNA helicase activity; four-way junction helicase activity; ATP binding
Source: RefSeq, a predicted model, not a curated record
UAUUUGACGACUUUGCGAUUGUGAUAAAUUCUAUAUUGUUGUUUUUUUGUUAUUAAAUUAAAAAAAUUGUUUGUUGUUGUUUUUUCGCAAGUAUCGAUGAUUAUUAUUUAGAAUGGAAGAUCCAGCAUUUAAGGCCAAAUAUCAAAAAUAUAAAACAAAGGUAAAACUAUGGGAGAAACAAUUCAGAGAGAAAAACGGACGUGUUCCAUCGAAGCACGAUAUCCGAGAAGCACCCACUACUAUUCGUGAUUCAUACAAAAUGUACUACAAAUUGAAGACAUCCUUUCUCGAGGAAGCGUUCAGCGAUACAUUUGAUGAAGAUUCAUUUGAUUUAUCAAUACUUGAAAGUUCCAAUAGUCAAACUGAAUCUCGACUAUCAACAUCAUUUUCCGAAAUAUCAACGCCAGAUGUAUCGGCUCUCACCAGCGACAAUUCCAUCAUUUUACAAAACAUAAGCAUUGAAACACUUCAUACUACGACAGACACCGUACAAUUGAAUCGAUCAACUGUCGAUCGCAAUGAAUUUGUAGCCGAAGGUGUGAACAGUGUAAAUGAUAACGCAUGGGCUCGAACAUCAAAAUCCGAAUCGAAAUCAUCAAUUAGCCCGGGCAGUAAAUUGAGAAAAUCAAUGUCGGACAAAUUGUUUCGGAACUCUAGCUUUCAGAAACGUAAUCCACGAAAAUCAUUGUCACGAAACAGCUUGAGCAGUAACACUUCAUCACAAUCACUACUUUCGUCUAGUCAAAAAGAAUCGUUUCCAGAUUUAGAAACAAUUUUAUCACAAAAAUCCAAACAACAAAAAGAUACCGAAGAAAGUACGGAAUCAAUGCCAUCCAAUGAAGUUACCAAGACAACAACAUCAACUAAUUUGAUAAAUAACAUAGACCAAGAAUGGCUGAAUCGAUGCAAUAAAGCAAAUAACAUUGAAGCUGUCGAUUCAAAUGGUGCUAUUGCGGAUGCUGCCAUUUUGAAUGAAAGUCGAAGCAAGACGACGGAACAAAUGAAAACAUUUGGACUUUCCAAUAUAAAUGCAAAUGCACUUGCAUUGUAUGAGCGUUCGCAACCAGCUCAAGAAGUUGGCGCCAAAAGUAUGCUGUCAUUUGAUAUGAACAAUUUAAAUCUUACCUCACAAAAUUCAUUUGGUGGAAGUUCGUCGGCAAUGAUAGCCGAUCCAAUCGACGACGAAGAGAUUGCCAACAGUGAAGAUGAAGCUGAUAUGAAUACAUCGCGACAAAUUCGAAGUAUUCGCACUUCAUUCAAAAGAAAACACAAUGAAAUCGAUCGUGAACUGCCGACAAAGGUUCCAGCUAAAAUCGAUUGCAUUGAACAAGAUGUACGAGAAAAACCAAUACCGCUUGCUGUUAAGCGAACAAAAUCAAUGAAAAAAGUGGCGCCGACACCAAAGCUAGAGCAGCAAUUGAAGCCAACAGUUGUGGCAAGCAAAGAUGCAACAGUUCCAAUUGUUAGACGGAAGAGUUCAAGAAAUAAACCAUCAUUCACAUAUAAAGAAGUAAAAAUGGACGACUCAAAAUCUGAGGAGAGUGAUCCAUUUGCUGGAGAUGAUUCUGAUAAAGAUCCCAACUUUUCCGAAGCACAAGAGACAAAAUCAAAAACCAAAAUAUUAACAGACAGUUCAGAUGAUGAUGAAAAACAAACUAAGAAUGAAACAACGAUAAAGAAGGAAACAACACAAAAGACUCGAAUUUCACGUGUCAAAUCAUCGGUAGCUAAACCACGCGCAAAAGUUGAGCGUAAGACCAGAGUGGCAUCGAAAAAGAAACAAGCAAGACCUGUACACCAUAGCAGCGACAGUGAGGCUGAAGCAAUUCAAGAAACACCUGAUGAUUAUCUUCCUGAGUUCGGUAUGGAAACUAUUAAAAGUGUACCGCGCAUUCCAGUCGCUGAAUUGCAAAAGAAUUCGAUUGAAUUCACCAAAUAUGUAUACAGUGCCGACGCCAAUGUGAAUGUUAACGAAGCGACAAACAAAGCGGGUUCAAGCAAACCGAAACCAUUGUCAACGAAGAAUGCGAUCGCCAGAGAUAAACUUGCAACGAAAAUCGCAGCUGGUUCAUUGAAUGAAAAUUAUGUCCGAUUGAAUCUUCGGAAGAAAGUGUUUGUACGUGGUAAAAAGACAAUGAAUUUCAGUAAAUAUAAGAAAAAAUUGUGGAAGACUCAGAAAGCGGCCGCAUUGAGUGGUCCUGAAAUGGAUAUGCGUGGCUGUGAUGGUGGUAUUUUAACAUGUUUUCAAUGUGGCCUUCCCGGACAUUUUGCACAAAACUGUAAAGCUAAAAGUGAUCGUUUGCUGCCAUUAACCGUCGAAGAAGAUUCACCAUUCCCAACACUGCAAGAGGUGGAGGAAAUGUCGAAUCAACAAAUUAAAUUGGCGCAUGUACAUCGUGAAUUACCUCAAAUAAAUAAUCCCACGUGGAAAAAUGAAUCAGAAGAUGCAACAACUGAAGUAACGGAUGAUCCGACACAAUCUGAUAUUGAAAAUGACGAAAGCAAUCCAGAAGAACAGCCAACCCAAAGCUAUAUCGGUCAUAAAAUACCAGAAGACUUUUUAAUUAAGGCCGGCUUGAUUGGAAAUGAUGCUGCUGAAGAUAAAACAAAAGUCGAACCACUUUAUAAAUUAAACGCUGAUGGAAGUACAUGUAACACUCCCGAUGAAGUGUAUGAUGCGUUGGCAUUGUUCGGUCAUAAGAAGUUCCGUAGCGGACAAGAGAAGGCUGUUAUGCGAAUUUUAUCGGGCCAAUCAACGCUGGUUACGUUGAGCACGGGCAGUGGAAAAUCAUUAUGUUAUCAAUUGCCAGCCUAUAUGUACAGUCGACGUAAACGAUGUAUAACACUAGUCAUAUCACCAUUGGUCUCAUUGAUGGAAGAUCAAGUUCAAGGUGUUCCACAUUUUUUAAAUGCUCAAUGUUUGCACACAAAUCUGAGCGAACAAAAACGUGCAACAACCAUUGAAUUGAUUAAAUCGGGCCAAGUAGAUGUUUUACUCAUUUCACCGGAGGCGGUUGUUUCAAGUGAAAAAUCAACGGGAUUUGGUUCGAUUUUAAGACACUUACCACCGGUUGCGUUUGUCUGUAUUGAUGAAUGUCAUUGUGUAUCACAAUUCGGUCAUAAUUUUCGUCCCAGUUAUUUGAUGGUAUGUCGAGUGCUAUAUGAAAAAUUAAAAAUAAAAACAGUAUUGGGUUUAACGGCAACAGCAACACUAACAACAAGGCUAAGCAUCGUUGAGCAUUUGCGCAUUCCAGAUGGUUUGGAUGGUGUUAUCAGUGAUAUUCCGUUACCAGAUAAUUUAACGCUAAGCAUAUCGAGCGAUGAAAAUCGCGAUUAUGCAUUGGUACAAUUGCUCAAACAACCGAGAUUUGUUGAAUUUCAGUCGAUCAUCAUUUAUUGUUCACGUCGUGAUGAGUGUGAACGAGUUGCAAAGAAUUUGAGAACAUAUUUUCAAGAUAACAUUGCACGAGAAUUGGAGCUUCGAAAUGCAUCGGGAAAACGUAAACGAACACUGAAAACGACUAUUGAACCAUAUCAUGCUGGAAUGGCCGCAUCAAGGCGACGUACAAUUCAAAAUGCAUUUAUGCGCGGCGAUUUGAAAAUUGUCGUUGCUACAAUUGCCUUCGGAAUGGGAAUUAAUAAGGCGGACAUUCGAUGUGUCAUACAUUACAAUAUGCCAAUGAAUUUUGAAAGUUAUGUUCAAGAAGUGGGAAGAGCCGGACGAGAUGGAAAACCAGCACAUUGUCAUCUGUUCUUAGAUUCAAAAGGCGAAGACAAAGUUGAAUUGCGUCGUCACAUCUAUGCAAAUUCAAUUGAUCGUCACAUUAUUCGGAAGUUACUACAUAAAAUUUUCAAACCAUGUGCUUGCAAAAAGUCAGAAGAAACAACAGUAAAAUCAAAUGUUAAAGAUGCGAUACAAUCAGAUAUAGAUGCGAUCCAAGGUAUUAAUUGGAAUGAUGAAGUGAAUGAGGGUUCAUCUGGUAGUACAAAGCAACGCGAUUGUCCUGGUCAUGAGAUUUGCUUUUCUGUGGAUGAAACCAUCAACGAAUUGGAUAUACCAGAAGAAAAUAUUUCAACAUUACUGUGUUACUUGGAAUUACAUGAUCAACGAUAUGUGAAAGCAUUAAGCAAAGCAUACAUUCGAUGUAAAGUCCUUUCAUAUGGUGGACCCAAGGCGCUGAAAAAUGCAGCAUUGAAAUGUCCUCCAUUGGCGAUGGCAAUUGCAUUGGAUAUACGAAAAGGAAUCUCACACGAUACGUCAACGUUCAUUGAAUUUCCUGUCAUUGAAAUUGCAUCAGCAAUCGGAUGGAAUAGCGGUGUGGUUAAGUAUCAACUUAAACAACUCGAAUGGUCAACAGAAAAUGGUGUUUCUCGACGGUCAAAUAUUUCGGUGGAGUUUUCUGAUCUCGGUUUUCGAGUUACAGCUCCAGGUGAUCUUAGCCCAACUGAGCUUGAUUCAACACUCGAUAUGCUGUUUUCACGAGUCAAAGAACAAGAAAACAAUCAAGUAAACCAAUUGGAAAAUGUAUUUCAUGGUUUAUCAUCGGUUGCGGUAAAAUCAGCAUUGGCUUGUUCAGCGGUUGAACCAAAUAACGAACGUUCUGAACAAUUGAAGAGGAUCGUUCGCAAAUAUUUCCAAUCGAAUGAGAAAAUUGACUUUACUGAACAAAUAACCGAACCCGUGGCCGAUUCAUCAAUGGAUGAUAUUAUUAUUUCCGAUAUUUAUACAAUGAUUUCACGAUAUCCGGAAAAUCAAUUCACUGGGCGUAGUUUGGCGCGAAUUUUUCAUGGUGUACAAAGUCCAGUUUUUCCGGCCGUUAUUUGGAGUCGAUGCAAACAUUGGCGCGCUCAUUUGAAGACUGAUUUUAAUCAUAUUGUUAAACUGGCAAACGCUGUCAUUUUGAAACUUCGAACAUGAUAAGAAUGAUAUUUAUCAAUCAAAUUCAAUAAUUCAUUUGGUCAAUUUAAUAUCGAUUGAUUCAAAAAUUGUAUAAUUUUGUUUUGUAUUUGUUUUUUCUUUCAUUUCUCGAAAAAUGCAGGUUCAUAUCAGAGCGUAAUAUCCAAAUUUAUGAUUAAAACAAUGUAUAAAUCCGUAAUAAAUUCCAAAAUAUGGUGAAUCAUAUAAAUGUUUCAAAGUUCA